Aplysia californica (California sea hare) is the source of this 313-nucleotide messenger RNA. RefSeq names its product calcium/calmodulin-dependent protein kinase type 1-like. Gene Ontology annotation, biological process: protein phosphorylation. Gene Ontology annotation, molecular function: calcium/calmodulin-dependent protein kinase activity; calmodulin binding; ATP binding. The record is from RefSeq and is a predicted model, not a curated record. NCBI's taxonomy places the organism in Eukaryota, Metazoa, Mollusca, Gastropoda, Aplysiida, Aplysiidae.
UAGCGCCCUCUGGUAUAUCACGUGACCAAAGUCGUAAAUGGCCGAAUAACACUGUGUGUCGCAGGAGUUCCUUCACGAGUGUGUCACAGACCGACCAUACGAGGGAAAACGUACGCUUCGGUUGUUUAGUCUGCUGCGUUCAACGCUUGGAACCUUGGAUAUUUUUUUAGCGUCUCAUGUUUGUAGUCUGUGAUCAUAUUGUGUUCUUCUUCCCUCAAACAUGCCUUUGUUCGGGAAGAAAAACGAAGCGGACAAGAAACUGAAAGAAAGCGAUAUACGGCGGAAAUACGAGUUCAAAGACACAUUGGGAACG